ACACAUGGUUUCUCAUACCUUCCCUACUGCUCAAAACUCUUCUUUCCUUUCCAUAUCAAUCUUAUCUCAUCAUCCACCCAGAAAUCUUAGCACGCUGUGCAGAAAGAAUCUUAUUUGCAGUCCGAAAAUUUCAGACUCCUCUUUAUAACCCCCGUUUUCUCAGUUCUCCCUUAGCCUUUGUUUCUUGGGGAGGGGUCUCAUUUUAUUUUUCGACUUUGAUCGAAUUCGAUGCGAAAAAUAUAGAUAUUGAGUGGGGACAAAUAUAUCAAAUAUACUCAGAAUGAAGCAGAGAAUCUCUUGUCCGAUCAAAUAUACGGAGCACAGAAAUGUCACCAAGAAGUUCACCAAAGGGUUGAAGAACAGGAGAGUAUCUGAUCACUCUGCGGCUGCUUCCAGGGUGGUACGGAUAUCGGUGGCGGACCCAGAUGCGACGGAUUCAUCCAGUGAUGAGGAGGGAGAGUUUUUCCCUCGGCAGCGGGGGAAGCGGUAUGUGAGCAUAAUCAAUAUCGAGGAUGGUUGCAAGAACGGGAGCGGGAGCGGGAGCGUUCUUUGUAACAAACGGAAGAGAACGACGGCGGCGGCUGCGGCGGCGGCGCCAGCGGCGGAAGUUCCUGUUGGUCCACGGCAGGUCAAGGUUUCUUUGAAGACGAAUGGCAAGAAGUUUAGAGGAGUACGGCAACGGCCCUGGGGAAAAUGGGCGGCGGAGAUUCGAGAUCCCGGCCUCCGUAAGCGGCUGUGGCUGGGAACCUACGACACAGCGGAGGAGGCUGCUAUUGUGUAUGACAAUGCCGCGAUCAAACUCCGUGGACCGGACGCGUGGACAAACUUCGUCACUCCGCCGGCGAGAGGAACUGAGAAUGAGAAGCCUCGGAUUGAUAUGGCUUCGGUUUCCGGGUACGACUCCGGCGACGAAUCUCGCAAUCUUUCUUCUCCGACUUCGGUUCCGGAACACGAGGUGUUCCCGGAAUGCGAGGGAGAAAUGAGUCUAUUCGAUGACUUCGGCGAUUGUUUGCUAUCGGAUUAUUUGGAUAAGCCGUUCCCCGACGCGUUCUUAGACAUCCCAGUUCCGGAAUUAUCCCCGUUGCACCCGUCGUCAGAGAUUUCGCCGGACAACAGCUUUCUGAACAGUAAUGAUUUCGGCGACGAGUUUCUCGACACGCCGCAAGACCUCGGUUCUUCACCGACAUCAUCGUCGACGUUUAAUGUGGACGACUUUUUCCAAGACAACGGCGAUUUGUUCUCCUCAGACCCGCCCGAGGCGCUCUGAAAGAAGAGAAACGAAGCGAUCCGUCUCUGGAGUUAGAGUACUCAUCGCCGUUUUGCUUGCCAAUUUUCCGGCAGAUUUUGUACCGGCGGGGACAAGACCGGCUUAGUUUAAAAUAAAAAAUGUUAAUUGUAAUGUUCCAGUUUCAUAUUAUUAAUAUUUUAAUUGUAAGUUUUUUUAGUAAAAAUAAUAAAUUUUAAAUUUAAAU
Molecule: messenger RNA, 1472 nt
Organism: Rubroshorea leprosula
Lineage: Eukaryota; Viridiplantae; Streptophyta; Magnoliopsida; Malvales; Dipterocarpaceae
Source: the annotation of a GenBank genome assembly